AUGGGAGAAGCACGCAGCGGCGGCCACCAAUUUCCGGUGGGUUCCGUUGUUGAAGUGCUGGAUAAAGAGGCAGGCGUGCGUUUAGUUUGCACUGUGGUCCCUCCGCCCAGAAACAUCGAGCCCCAAAAUGAGGGGAAGCUUUAUGUCAGGUACAGAUAUCUCCCGGUGCGCAGAGGCUGCGCGGGACGCCUGCGCGAGUUCGUCCACGUGUCGUCCGUGCGCCCGACGCCCCCUCCGCACAAGCCGAGCAAGCGCUUCCAGCUGAACGACGUCGUCGAAGCGUACUACACUGGCGGCUGGUGGAAGGGCGUCGUCUCUUCCGUGUCGGACGGCGGCGAGAAGCUCGUGGUGACGUUUGAAAACCCGCCUGAGCAGCUCCGGUUUGCGCCGUCGAAUCUGCGGCCGCUCUGGGAUUGGGUCGAUGGGGUUUGGACCUGGCCUCAGAGAAAGGGGGAAAAUGGCGCCUUGAAGGUGGGAGAGAAGGUGGAAGUUUCGAUUGAUUUUGAUUUGGAUUUGGAUUUGGGUUCGGAUUUUGAUUUUAGGGCUGCUUGGUUUCCCUCUGUGAUUGUGAGGGAUUUGGGGAAUGGGGUUUAUUCGGUGAAAUUGAAGGAUAAAAAUGUUAAAUGUGUUGGUAUUAGGCCUUCCCCUCCGGUUCUAGAUGAUGGGGAAUUUAGGGUUGGUGAGAAAGUGGAUGCGUUCUUCGAUUGUGGGUGGUGGACUGGAUUUAUUAUUAAGAAGGUUAAGAUGAAUGAGUACAUUGUGCUUUUUGAGGACACGGAUAAUGCUAUGUUAUUGAAUCGCUCGGAAUUGAGGCCGCAUUUGGAAUGGAAGGACGGGAAAUGGCUCAUUCAUCAUGAUGGCGCCGCCUCUUCCACAACAAAGUCUAAAAGGAAAAGAAAAUCGAGUUUUUCUUCUUUGAAAAGGCACAAGCCCCAAACUGAAUAUGAUCGCGAUGUGCAGCGAUUGAUCGAUGAAGAUUCUAGGGCUCCAAAUGAAGAAACAAAGCACAUAGAUAAAGACGGUGAUGAUAUUGAAUAUUAUCGUGAUGUGCUGCGAUUGAUCAAUGAAGAUUCUAGGGCUCCAAAUGAAGAAACAAAGCACAUUGAUAAAGACGGUGAUGAUGUUGAAUAUGAUCACGAUGUGCAGCAAUUGAACGGUGAAGAUUCUAUGGCUCCAAAUGAAGAAACAGAGCACAUUGAUAAAGAUGGUGAUGAUGUUGCAUAUGAUCACGAUGUGCAGCAAUUGAACGGUGAAGAUUCUAUUUCUAGGGCUCCAAAUGAAGAAACAGAGCACAUUGAUAAAGACGAUGAUGAUCUUGCAUAUGAUCACGAUGUGCAGCAAUUGAAUGGUGAAGAUUCUAUUUCUAGGGCUCCAAAUGAGGAUAGUGUGCAGAAACUUCCGUUUGUGAAACGCAACGCUAUUUGGAAAUCCAAAGAGUGGACAGAGGUGCUGCAGAGGAUGCCACAUUUUGAGCCGCUGCGCGCCUUCAGGGAGAACCAGCGGGAGGGGUUGGCGAUAGCGUGUAUGGUGACCUUCACGAACGUGGUGGAGGCGAGCCACAGGUUGAAGUUAACAGACGCCAAGAGUGAGAUGGACGACAUCCAGGAGACGCUGGUGGACUUGGAAGACUAUGGUUUUCACGUUGGGGAGGUGAGGGAGCGGGUGACCAAGUUGUUGAUGGCCAAGGAGGAGGCGGAGAGGCUGGAUGUUGAGGCUAAGGGGAUCUUGAAGCAGAUUGAGGCGCGGAGUGAGAGGAGGGAAAGGAUUGAGGGGGAGAUGCGGGAGAUGAACAUGCAUAUUGGGAGGCUGCAGGAGCGGCUUAAGGUGGCGGAGGUGGAGGAGGAGAAGGAAGUGGAGGAGAUCGGGCAUUUGCAGGCUAGGUUGGAGAAGAAUCAGAAGCAGGUAGAGAGUUUGAGGUCUGAUUUUGAAGCCUCUGUUAGCAAUGGCGAUUGA
Molecule: messenger RNA, 1953 nt
Organism: Salvia hispanica
Lineage: Eukaryota; Viridiplantae; Streptophyta; Magnoliopsida; Lamiales; Lamiaceae
Product: DUF724 domain-containing protein 2-like
Source: RefSeq, a predicted model, not a curated record